AAAAUUCUAGUCGCUAAAGUUAAGAUAAUUUUAGGAUUAACUUUAUAUUUAUAUUGAAAUUAUUUGAUUAAUAAAGGAAAAAAAUCAUAAAUUUAUACUAAUUCUACAAAAUCCAUCCAAUUUCAAAAACAUGCACAUCACUAGUUUUCAUCUAGAAAACCAUGAAUAUUUCUCAAUAUCCGUUGUGUUCAUCUAGACAAUAACACAGUUGUUUCCAUACUCUAAAAUUCACCAAAUUUCACCAUCCAUAUUUUAUCUUUAUUUAGUCACAGUUCAGUCGUUUUCACCUACUAUCAUUUUCACCUACUAUCAUUUUCACCAUCUUUUUUACCUCUAAGUAUCCCUCUCUUAUUAUUCUAUGAGAUUCUCUACUACGUGCACAACUUCCAUAACUGUCUUUUGCACGGAUAAACAUCAGAUUCCCACGGAAAAACAUCAGAUUCCCAGAAUAUCAUUAAUAUACUACUUCAUGUUGUUACAUUUGUAUUUGGCCGCCCUUCAUUUCUCGAACAAAAACCUGGAAAACUCUUGAUAGUCCCAAUAAUCAUAAACCCUUUUGAUGAGGAAAUUUUUGCUGCCAGCAGUCGCCUCACUCUGCUGACACAUGUCAAGAACUGGGUCCCAGCUAAUUUCUCCGAAAAUACAGAGUAUGAAUGAUUAUGAGCUCAAUGAACCUGGGAUUUAGAUAGACGAUAGAUUAUACUAUGUGGGCAUCCCCACGUAAGCAUCCUUAACAUGCAGGUCUUCUGCAAACUGUCAACCACACUGGAGUGAUUUUGUAUUGAGUUUCCCGGUGUGUUCUUAUCCUAAUCCUUCCUAAAAAUAGCACUUGUUUGAAUUUAGAUAUUUCCUUUUUUGGACACUCUGCCCAAUAAAAUACUUACAAACUAGCCAUGCCCAAAUCCUUAGAAGAAUUCAUACUGCCCUCUUCUUCUUUAUAGAGUCAAGUUUAGUAAAAUAAGAAUUAAUUUAAUUUCCCUUUUCUGCAAGAUAAAAAUAUGAUUUGAUCAUGUGAUUUUCCCAUUUGAAUAAGGAAAAAUAGGCUACAGAUUCAGUUUGCCAAGUGUGGAUGUUGUAUGGACCAAAUAUAUGUUAUAUAGACACGAUCCACAGGUUUCUGCUGACAUGUAUCAACCCAGAUUUCACUGCAGACACGUAUCAGAAAUUUUAGGAAUUCUUACUCAUUUUGCAACAUAUAAAUAACAGACUAACCACCCUUUCUUAUUCUUACAGUCGACUUUUCUAAUUAAACACAGUUUUCCAUCCUUUUUGUUUACAUUUUGAUCUUACAAUGUUAAAAACCAAGGCUAAUUUAGUGGAAAAAAAACAGGGGAAAAAAAACCAGCUAUGUCAGGCUAGUUCUAGGAAGGGUUGUAUGAGGGGUAAAGGGGGACCUGAAAAUGCCCUUUGUACUUACAAAGGUGUCCGUCAACGAACAUGGGGAAAAUGGGUAGCCGAGAUUCGUGAGCCAAACCGUGGUGCCAGGCUUUGGCUUGGCACCUUUAAUACUUCUCAUGAAGCUGCCUUAGCUUAUGAUGCCGCAGCGCGAAAGCUCUACGGAUCUGACGCUAAGCUUAACUUGCCCCAGCUCUACCCGCCCCAUUUGUCCAGUCUAACCCAAGCCCAAGUUCAGGCCCAUGCUAAGGUUCAAGCCUAUUCUCAAUCCCAAUUCCAAGUUAAUUUUGGUUGUUCACCUGAUAACAGCUCAAUUUCUGUCGCGAGUGAUGUAAGUUUGCCGUUAGAGGAGACAAAUUCGGGCUCGACUAGAACUGACAGUAUUACUGGAAGUUCUGAAAGCUAUGGGGAAAAUGAAGUUGGGAUUAACCAUGGUUUAUGGGGGAAUCCUAACCCAAGUUUACCAGAGCUAGAUGAUACCUUGUGGGCUGAAACUGCUAUGACCCUUGGAUUUCCGCCACCUGUCAUCGAUCCACAACCAGUAUUUGCAAUUUCCGACGAGGCGGGUUUGUUAUCCGGGAACUUAUAUGAUGACAGCUUCCAUUAUCUCUGGUCUUCUUAGAUCAUCAUCAUCUAUAUUUUAAUAGCAGAGGAGAGAUGAACACCGUGAAGUUUGGUCUUUAUACACGUAUCAAUCAAUGUAAAUACGUAGUAUGUGUCGUUGGUUAAUAAACCUGGAA
Molecule: messenger RNA, 2135 nt
Organism: Amaranthus tricolor (Joseph's coat)
Lineage: Eukaryota; Viridiplantae; Streptophyta; Magnoliopsida; Caryophyllales; Amaranthaceae
Product: dehydration-responsive element-binding protein 2D-like
Exons: 1
Coding region: 1292-2017 (241 amino acids)
Biological process (GO): positive regulation of DNA-templated transcription; response to stress
Cellular component (GO): nucleus
Molecular function (GO): DNA-binding transcription factor activity; transcription cis-regulatory region binding
Source: RefSeq, a predicted model, not a curated record